AUGGGGGAUAGUGAGACAGUUGUUGCUCAAACAUCUGCAGUGAUGGGAUAUACAUCAGCAGGAUAUACCACUACGGGCUACACUGAUGCCAACUCAAAUAUUGCUCCUGAUACUGGUGCCUUGCAUUCUAAAGAGACCACAGAGUUUUCUACUUCUGCUGCUCCGGCAGAUGCAUAUUCUGCGGAUCCCAAUUCUCUCAUUCAACAAUCAGAUAGUUACACGACAUACGAGACUAAACCAUCUGUUGGAGUGACAGAUGCUGGUGGGAAUGUUGCUGGUAAUGAAAAUGAUGCCAUGGAGUCAUCUCAUGCUGCUAGUUAUGAUUCUUCUGUGAAUGGUGUUGCUGCUUCCGGAACAGGAACUGUUUCAUCUGUUGAUAAUGGAGAUGCUACAGAUAAUGUGGCCGGAUCUGUUGAUGUUCAACAAUUUGGAGAUGGUUCUGCUAUGUCUGCUGAAGAAGAUAGACUCUGGAACAUUGUGAGAGCUGAUUCCUUGGAUUUUAAUGCCUGGACUGCUUUAAUUGAAGAGACAGAGAAAGUUGCAGAGGAUAACAUACUGAAAAUUCAAAAAGUUUAUGAUGCGUUUUUAGCAGAGUUUCCUUUGUGUUAUGGUUAUUGGAAAAAGUAUGCGGAUCAUGAGGCACGUCUAGGUUCUAUGGAUAAAGUUGUGGAGGUUUUUGAACGAGCAGUUCAAGGUGUUACCUAUUCAGUUGACAUCUGGUUGCAUUACUGCAUAUUUUCCAUAAGCACAUAUGGAGAUCCAGACACUGUUAGAAGGCUUUUUGAGCGAGGAUUAGCUUAUGUUGGAACAGAUUACCUGUCUUUUCCUCUUUGGGAUAAGUACAUAGAAUAUGAGUACAUGCAGCAGGAGUGGGGCCGCCUUGCCAUGAUCUAUUCACGAAUAUUAGAGAAUCCAAAUCAACAACUGGAUCGGUAUUUCAACAGCUUUAAGGAGUUAGCGGGAAGUCGGCCACUCUCAGAAUUGAGGACUGCUGAAGAAGCUGCAGCUGCAGCAGGUGCACAUUCAGAGGGUGGUGACCAAGUAAAUGGUGAAGAGGUUGGAUCUGAUGUUGCAGAACAGUCUCCUAAACCUGUAAGUGGUGGCUUAACAGAGGCAGAGGAGUUGGAGAAGUAUAUCACCAUUAGAGAAGAGAUGUAUAAGAAAGCUAAAGAGUUCGAUUCUAAGAUCAUUAGUUUUGAAACAGCUAUUAGGAGGCCGUACUUUCAUGUGCGGCCCCUCAAUGUUGCAGAGCUUGAAAAUUGGAACAACUACCUAGACUUUAUAGAAAGGGAAGGCGACUUUAACAAGGUGGUCAAGUUAUAUGAAAGAUGCCUAAUUGCUUGCGCUAAUUAUCCUGAAUACUGGAUUCGAUAUGUUCUUUGUAUGGAAGCCGUUGGAAGUUUGGAUAUUGCCAAUAAUGCUCUUGCUCGUGCAACCCAGGUCUUUGUGAAGAGAAAACCAGAGAUUCACCUUUUUGCUGGUCGGUUCAAAGAGCAGAGUGGGGAUAUACCUGGUGCUCAGGCUGCCUAUCAACUUGUACAUUCUGAAAUUUCACCCGGGCUUCUUGAAGCAAUUGUUAAGCAUGCAAACAUGGAACACCGCUUGGGAAAUGUGGAAGCUGCCUACUCUUUAUACGAACAGGCCAUUGCCAUUGAAAAAGGAAAAGAGCAUUCACAGACAUUACCCAUGUUGUUUGCUCAGUACUCUCGGUUCACAUACCUGGUAUCUUUGAAUGCUGAAAAAGCUAGAGAAAUUGUAGUUGAAGCUCUUGAGCAUGUACAGUUAUCAAAACCACUACUUGAGGCUCUGAUACAUUUUGAGUCAAUUCAGCCAUUGCCAAAGAAAAUUGAUUAUUUAGAUUCGUUGGUUGUGAAGUUCAUAGAGCCCAGCUCAGAAAACCCCAAUUUCGCGAGUGUUACCGACAGAGAAGAGCUAUCUAGUAUCUAUUUGGAGUUUAUUAAUCUCUUUGGAGAUGCACAGUCUAUAAAGAAGGCCGAGGAUCGCCAUGCCAAGCUCUUCUUACCUCAUAGGAGCAGCAUGUCAGAGAAAAAACGUCAAGCUGAGGACUUUUUAUCUUCUGACAAAGUAAAGAUGGCAAAGUCUUACUCUGGCGUUCCUUCGCCUGCCCAGUCUAUCAUGGGAGCAUACCCAAGUGCACAGAGCCAGUGGCCAGCUGGUUAUGGUGUACAGCCGCAAGCUUGGCCACCAGCUACGCAAGCUACACAGGGACAACAGUGGACCCCUGGUUAUACUCAACAGCCAUACAAUGCAUAUGGUGGUUAUGGAAGUGGCUAUGCCAAUCCACAAAUGCCUGCAACGACGCCACAAACUGCUGCUUAUGGUGCUUAUCCCUCUACAUAUCCUGCUCAGCAGGCCUUCCCUCCACAAAGUUACGCACAGCCAACCGUGGCAGUAGCAGCGGCAGCUACAGCACCAGCUCCGCAACCUGCUGCAGUGCCUCAGGCGUAUUAUGGGACUUACUACUGA
Molecule: messenger RNA, 2487 nt
Organism: Prunus armeniaca (apricot)
Lineage: Eukaryota; Viridiplantae; Streptophyta; Magnoliopsida; Rosales; Rosaceae
Source: the annotation of a GenBank genome assembly